ACAGCAACAGCAGACGAAACAACACACUGCCCCUACGACCACGACCACGACCAGCACCAGCACUAGCACCACCAGCAGCAGCACCAGCAGCAUAUCUCUCCCACGCACACACGCACAACCAUCCGCCAGCCCUUCCGCCGCCGCCGCAGCCGCCGCAACCCCAAUGCCCUCCAAAAACAUCAUCGGCACGCCUCUGAAAAAGCUCUGGUACACAUGGCGGUCCCACCGGUUCCCAUGGCGGAAGACCUACUUCAUCGGAAUGGACCUCAGCGGCAACACAUUCUGGGAAUACCGCGACCGGCUAGCCGCGCACCGUCCGCGUCGGAGCGUAACCUUCUCCGACCCCAAUCUCGACUGGGUAGACUACGCCUCUGCCGUCUCUCCAGCAUGGCACCAAUGGCUUCGGGCGACGCGGGUAUCCGCGCCCACAAUCGAGGAGCAGCGCGAGGAUACGCGGCGCCAGGAGGUGCUGGCGGUUAAUGCGGCCCGCGCCGAUGCACGCUGGGAGGCAAUGCCGAGUCUGGUUAAUGCCCCGCCGCAUCCGCCGAGGGACUCUGUCAUUGAGAGUAAUACUAAGUUUGCGAAUGAUUCGGGGUUGCAGAGGCCUGGGGGUGGGGGUGGCGGGCAGGGCGUGGGGAGGGGGGAGGUCGGCGCGGAGGUGGGAGGGAAGGAUAUCGAGGGACACAGGGAGGCGGGGGAAAAGGCAAGUAGCCCGCAUGGGUUGAGGGGAGAUAAGGAUCCGUGGGCGGAGGCGGAGAUCGGCAGGGCUAGGGGGUUUAAGCAGGGCGAGUGGGAUCCGAAUGCCAAUCUACCCCGCGUUAGGAGUCGCGGGAGGAGUGAUAGGUAGGUGAUGAGUGAGUGAACUGUCGCCUACCGACUCACUCACUCACUCACUCACUCAC
Messenger RNA from Tricharina praecox, 902 nucleotides. RefSeq lists its product as uncharacterized. The coding region runs from base 164 to 847 and encodes 227 amino acids. The record is from RefSeq and is a predicted model, not a curated record. Gene Ontology annotation, cellular component: membrane. The transcript is spliced from 2 exons. Gene Ontology annotation, biological process: mitochondrial respiratory chain complex I assembly. NCBI's taxonomy places the organism in Eukaryota, Fungi, Ascomycota, Pezizomycetes, Pezizales, Pyronemataceae.